This is a messenger RNA of Culicoides brevitarsis, 547 nucleotides long. RefSeq names its product homeobox protein prospero-like. The transcript has 3 exons. Bases 105 to 419 code for a protein of 104 amino acids. The record is from RefSeq and is a predicted model, not a curated record. NCBI's taxonomy places the organism in Eukaryota, Metazoa, Arthropoda, Insecta, Diptera, Ceratopogonidae.
AAUAACGGAAUUUUCCUUAAAUCCAUCAAAUCAAUCGCAGUCCUUUCAAAACUGCAUUUUUUUUCAAUAAAAAUCCUUUUUAACUCCCAAAAAUUCUUUUAAAAAUGAUCGUGGAUGAUCAAAGUGACGCCCUUUCCAAUCGCAUGCAAGAAUUCGAGGAAAAACUCGCACAACUUGAACAGGCAAUGUUGACAUUGUGCAGUAUUUUCAGUCGAACGGAGGAGAAAAUCGAUCGAGUUAUUCAACAAUUGAACCUUAUUCAUGAUCGCAUCGUGAAUCCACGCGAAAAUUUACAACACAGAGAUGUUGAAAUUGACAGCGAUGAAGAAUCCGAAGACGAUGAUAAGGAAAAUGACUCGGAUGGAGGAUCUGACUAUGAAACAGCCUCCGUUGAUCUGUCAGAUGAAGCUGAACGUUAGGAAAAGGCGAUAAACAGGAUUUAUGCCCGCAUUUUAACCAAUAAUUUUCAGUAAUUAUUGAAUUUUUCAUUUUUUUUAAAUUUAAAUUAUUAUUUUUUUUCAAAUAAAUAAUUCUCUUUCAACAAUGA